Salvelinus namaycush (lake trout) is the source of this 642-nucleotide messenger RNA. Its product is annotated as dual specificity protein phosphatase 19-like. The record is from RefSeq and is a predicted model, not a curated record. Gene Ontology annotation, biological process: regulation of MAP kinase activity; protein dephosphorylation. Lineage: Eukaryota; Metazoa; Chordata; Actinopteri; Salmoniformes; Salmonidae. The transcript is spliced from 4 exons. Bases 1 to 642 code for a protein of 213 amino acids. Gene Ontology annotation, molecular function: JUN kinase phosphatase activity. Gene Ontology annotation, cellular component: cytoplasm.
AUGCAGUCUCUUGCCCAGGAAAUCAAGACAUUUUCCAAGACCAAUUUGAGAAAGCAAUGCACCCGCGUGACGACGUUGAGCGGCAGGAGGAUUAUUGAGACAUGGAAAGGGUCGACUAUACAUGUUGUAGAGGAUAAAACUCAGCCUCAGACAGCAUGCGGCUAUGUACAGGACAACAGCUGGGACGUACAAGUUGGAGUUAUUAAACCUUAUUUACUAUUAGGCUCACAAGAUGCUGCACAUGACUUUGGCACUUUGAGAAAAUAUAAGGUGUCCCACAUUUUGAAUGUAGCCUAUGGUGUUGAAAACGCAUUUCCAGACCUGUUCAUUUAUAAAACACUGAGCAUUCUGGAUGUUCCUGAUACUGACAUAACAUCCUAUUUCCAAGAGUGCUCAAAAUUCAUAGACCAAGCAAAUGCAGAGAAAGGAGUUGUGUUGGUUCACUGCAAUUCUGGAGUCUCGAGGUCAGCCUCGGUCGUCAUUGGAUACCUGAUGUCCACGGAAGGAAAGCCUUUCAAUGAUGCGUUUACCUUGGUGAAAUCGGCUCGGCCAGCCACAUGUCCAAACCCAGGGUUUCUUGAACAGUUGAAAGGUUUCAAACUGAAAGGGGGCAUAGAAGCCAAUGGUGUGGGCUAUGCAUGA